This is a messenger RNA of Oxyura jamaicensis (ruddy duck), 1654 nucleotides long. RefSeq names its product NHL repeat containing 4 (gene NHLRC4). The transcript has 2 exons. The record is from RefSeq and is a predicted model, not a curated record. Gene Ontology annotation, molecular function: protein binding; translation repressor activity; ubiquitin protein ligase activity. Bases 574 to 1629 code for a protein of 351 amino acids. Lineage: Eukaryota; Metazoa; Chordata; Aves; Anseriformes; Anatidae. Gene Ontology annotation, biological process: protein polyubiquitination; proteasome-mediated ubiquitin-dependent protein catabolic process; negative regulation of translation.
UGCUGCACCUCAAACCCUGGCACUGCAAAAAUCCCGUCUGCUUCUGGGAGCAGUGACACUGAGGCACCCAACCACACAUGGCACAGGCUGGGAGCACACAGGGAGGCACGGAGAAGCAGUGAGACAAGCCAGGAGUCCUGACCCAGGGCGUGGGACUGUCCCUGUCCCUCCUCCUAAAGCUGUCUCACUCAGGUGCAGCAUAUCACCCCCGUUACAGAGACCUCUGCAUAAAAGCCCCAAGUUGCCACAACACCUGGGUACCUUGGGGUCACUCCUCCCUGGAUGCUGGAGGAAAGGCACCUUCUCUCUGGGCACAGGACCAGCAGGGAAUAAAAGCUGCGUGUAUCAGCCCUCGUCUUGCUGCUGCUGGUUGUCAGCACGAGGAGCUGUCGUGUUUAUCCACACUCAAGGGCAAUCGUCCGUCACUAACAACACAAGGCAGCGCAACACCCUCGGCCCCGCUGCCCCAAGCCUGGCGAGGGAGCAGGACAGAGCCAGCAGGAGGGUAGUGCCACCGGGCAAGGACGGGCAGCCCUGGGACAUCCAGACAAGAGCAGGGACAAGAGACUUGCCAUGGACUACACUCUGGAGACCAGCCAGCAGAAGGAGAAGCUUCUGAAAGCCAUCUACACCCUCCAGCUGAAGUCAAUCGCCACGUUUCAGACCGCCAGCCCUCUGCUGAGCAGCCAGCAGGGCAUGGGCAUGGUGACGCACCACCACGUCCACCAGCUGGCAGACAAGACCAAAAGCUUGUGUAGAGACCUGGACAACAUCAAGAACCUCCUCCACUACUGCCAGGACGACCUGGUCCGGCAGAUCCCCAACCCCACAGGCAGCCGCUACGGGGCAGUAAGCGGAAUCCAUUGCUCCCUGGAGGGCUCCAUCUACGUGACAGCCGAGGGUGCUCCCUGGGUGCAUGUCCUCAGCAGCACAGGCCAAAUGCUGCAGUCCCUGCCCUGCCGGCAAACGGGGAUGGAAAGCGGCACUUUCCUGCCAGAGGACGUGACUGUGACUCGGACAGGAAUGGUGGCUGUAGCCGAUAUGAUAAACGGAGCUGUCUGGGUCUUCAACCCUCACACCAGCCCCUCCAAGGGGGAAUGGAUAAAGAUCAGAAAGGUUGGUUCCCCCAGGGGCAUUGGAGUAGACUCCACGGGCAAGAUCUUAGUAGCAGACUAUGCCCAAGGCCAAGUCCACAGCUUUGCGCUGGACCGUGCCUUCAAGACAUCGAACAUCCGCUCGGUCCCCAACCUGCAGGGGCCUCGCUACCUCAGCCCCGCGCCCAACGGAGGCUUUGUGAUAAGCGAGGAGUGUGGAGACGUCAAGGUGUUCACGAGCAGCCAUAAGCUCGUUUGCUCCCUCAGCAGCAAAUACGGACACCAGUUCGGCAACCCAGCAGGGGUGUGUGUUGACGUGGAAGGCAGCAUUGUGGUUGCAGACGAGCAGCGCCGCACGGUCCACUUGUUCCCGGAGAGCGGGGCUCCUGUCUGCUUGGUGUCCACAGGGCUGAGGAGACCUGCCGGCGUGGCCUGCUCCUCCUUUGGGCACCUCUUUGUGGCAGACACAGGGGAGAAUUGUGUCAAAGUCUUUAAGUACCAUGUGAGGCCCCGCCAGCCCUUGGGCACUUUGUGACAACCCCAGCCUUUGUGACAACUCC